GAGGAUGCUCUCGAGCUCAAAUCCUCUAAAGACUCACUGGAGCUGGACUCCCCAUUGAAAUAACGAGCUGCAUCUCAGUAACGUCUAGCUUUAACACGCCGCAUGAUUCUUAUCAGUGCCCAUCACUGUUUUACUUUGUUUCGAACGAGUUUUACCGGUUCGCGAAAGUGAAAUUAGAAACUGCGUCGCUUACGCAACUCUGAAGAAGUUUAUGAGUUAGUUAGCUUCAACUGCUAGCUCCAGAAGUCAAGGAGCCGUUUGUCUUCGGUAUGCUGCAGGGUGACUGAAGAGAGGGGAGAAGAAGAGGGAGAGCGCUUGUUGGGCUUUUUCUGUGCCCGACAUGAGUCUGGCAGAAGCCAGCAACCAACCCGCUAGGAGAUACAGUCUGCUUCGGUAUGGAUAAAUAGCAAAACAGCUGCUCUGUCUUAUGUGAGAAGAAGAAGAAAGGUGGAGGACAUCAGCGACUAUGAGCAGGGCAGAACAGAAGGACAAGGUCUUGUCCCGAAGUGAAGACCCUCUCCAGUGUCUGCACCGCCCAAACCCCAACCCCCUGAUCCGGAGCAGACCUCUGAGUGACGUUUAUCCAUCGCAGGUCGUCGUUGACAGGAGCUCUGUCCCCUACCUGCUGUCUGGGUGUGGUGCCCAGGUACAGCCGGUGGGUGCUGCUCCGAUCUCUGACGAGAGCAGGAUAAACGGCAUCAGCCCCUCUGCCUGGUCCAACCCUGUGAUAGGUCAAGCAGAAGUAAGGCCUCAUAACUCAAGAAUUAUGAGGCUGUUUUCAAACUCCAGGAAGGGCGUCAUCCCUCCUAGUAGUCCUACUGCCGACUGUCCAAACAAUGACAGCAACGGCGGCCCCCAGCCGUGGACCGGGCUUUCAGGGCUGGGUGUGGUGGACUCCUUCAAGAAGCUACGAUCGUCUGUACUGCAAGGAAUUCAGAGUAAAGGGGCAGCAACAAGCAGCCUUGGACAGAAUGUACCAUUAGCGGAUGUGGAAAUGCCAAAUGGAUCAGCUGGGAGCAGCUCAGAACGUGAGCCAGCUGACGCUGCUCAUCUUUUAACGACUGCAGAAGGAAAUCUUGUAUCAAAUGGAAGUUUAGCUGACCAAAAAUCUGCAACGAUUGAGCAGUACGGCUCAGAUAUUGAGGACUAUGAUGAUGAGGAAGCUGAAAGUGGUAUCACACGCAAUUCCCGGUUUUCCAGAAGCAUGAGGAAAGCAUACGGGGCAGGAAGAAUCACGUUACUUGAUACAAAAAAUGGAAGAAGUGACAAAAAUGACACUACAAGCAGCACGCAAAUACCAAAUCCUUCAUUAAAGGUGGACGUCCAGACAGAAACCCAGAAGGAAAACAUUAAUGUGAAUGUUCUGAGCAGAUUCAGUAAAAGUGCAGAUAACCUGCAUAUAUUUAGACGUAAAAACCAUUGUCCAGGUCCUCCAUCCCCACAGGAAGACCCUCAGAGGAUCACAUUGUCAAAUGGGACCCCAAGCAUUCAAAGAACUGCCAGCACUUCCUCAGUGGACCUCCGAGGCAGGAGGAGCCCGACGAAGAACAAGGGGCCAAUGGUCAAGCUAAUCGGCAGCAUGACUGACCUAACCGGCCGACGAAAGCAAAGUCCGUCCCCAAGUCCCACGUCUCCAUCUCCCAUCUCCCCUUUGAGCCGUCUCCACGAUGACUACUCUCGCCGUUUGCCUUGCCUGCAGAGCAGCGAGCGACAGCGCCGGCCCGUAGCCGUCACCGCUCAGGUCAGCUCUGUCAGAUGUACUCCCCUCAUUCACGCCCAGCCUGAAGACAGCGCAGACCUGCAGUCGCAUCAGGGUGUCGCCGACCCACUUUCCUCAGGGCCCAGAGAAUCACCAGAGCAGAUUUCAGCUGAUAUCUCUGCUCAGCAUGAGCUGCUGCCUGCUUCAACUACCAGUAAUGCUAAACAGAUGGUCGAAUGUGUUUCACCCCCACUCAGCGAGAGAGAGGCAUUGCAACAACAACCUGACUUUGCCUCGAUACCAAAUGAGGUGAAAUCCCACCUUCAAGAACAAGAGUCAAUUCUCCAAACAGACAAAGUCUCCCCAGCGGGCAGCAGCCCACCUCUUGACCCCCCAGCAUGCCUCUCCAGCACACCCGUAUCCCCCACACCUCCCACAGACGGAGCUGCAGCUUCCACAGAAUCCGCCUCUGUCAAGCCCAGACAGAGGAGCGGGCGGCCCAGACCUCGGCCGAUCUCCGACUACGCCCAGCUCGUUUCCAGGAAGCACUGCAUCCCCGAGGAAGUAGCAGAGACAAACUACGAGGAAAGGACACAAGAUGCGCAGCUGCAGGAAGAUUGCAGGUCCAGUGGGAACGUCAGCAACCCUGACAACUGUAGCCUUAACGGGGAGGUUCAGAGACAUCGGCCCGUCUCGGUGAUCGGGGCCGUGGAUCUGUUCGCUGCAGAUACUGAGCUAAAGGAGGAUCGCCUUCCUUCUCCUUUGUCGCGACCACCAAUCCCCUCCCACAAGGUGCCCCCCUACAGAGGAGUGUCUGCCAGAUUCCGACCCUGCGCUCUCUCCCAGAGCACCCCGAUCGGACUGGACCGCGUGGGGCGGCGCAGACUCCACCGAGUGCUCAGCGCUGGUGUGUCUGAGUGUUCGGCGACGCUGGAUGACAGCGUGAGCGAGGAGGAGGAGGAGGAGAGCAGCUUCGAAGAGCUCGCUGAUGGAACACCCUACCUCCAGCCUGGGGUGGAGCUCUCCGUGCUCAACGAGUGGAUAAUCUCGGGCCAUGCCGUGUACGCCGAGGCUCUCUGGGACCAUGUGACCAUGGAGGAGCAGGAGCUGGCCUUCAAGGCCGGCGAUGUGAUCCGCCUCCUGGACGCCUCUCACAAGGACUGGUGGUGGGGCAGAGGAGGCGACAGGGAGGCCUGGUUCCCGUCCAGCUUUGUGAGGGUCCGUGUGAACCAGGAGGACUCGAGCACUGAGAGCGUGGAGAGCGUGGCGGACCAGGAAGAGCCGGCCCCCAGGGAUAAACCCAGCACUCAGCACAGGGAGCAGAUGAGAACCAACGUGGUUCAGGAAAUCAUGAACACUGAACGCAUCUACAUCAAACACUUAAAAGACAUCUGUGAGGGUUACAUCCGUCAGUGCCGGAAAAACUCCAGCAUGUUCACAGAGCUGCAGCUGAAGACGAUUUUCAGCAACAUAGAAGACAUCUACAGAUUCCAGAGGCAGUUCGUCAGGGAACUGGAGAAGAAGUACAAUAAGGAAGAACCGCAUCUCAGUGAAAUCGGCUCCUGCUUCCUCAUGCAGGGCGAGGGCUUUUCGAUCUACUCCGAGUACUGCAACACUCAUCCUGCUGCCUGCGCUGAGCUGCAGCGUCUCAUGAAGAUGGGCAAAUAUAAGCAUUUCUUUGAGGCCUGCCGCCUCCUCCAGCAGAUGAUCGACAUCUCCAUCGCUGGUUUCUUGCUCACACCUGUCCAGAAGAUCUGCAAAUACCCGCUGCAGCUGGGGGAGCUGCUCAAGUACACACCCAAAGACCACAGGGACCACGCCGGUGUCAGCGAAGCGUACGAGGCUAUGAAGAAGGUGGCCAGUUUAAUCAACGAGAGGAAGCGGCGGCUGGAGAGCAUCGACACCAUCGCUCAGUGGCAGGUCGCCAUUCUGCACUGGGAGGGCCCUGACGUGCUGGAGCGCAGCUCGGAGCUGAUCCACUCCGGCGAGCUGACCCGCGCCGUCCGGCAGGGUAAACCGCAGCAGCGCAGCUUCUUCCUGUUCGACCACCAGCUUGUCUACUGCAAAAAGGACGUCCUGCGCAGAGACCUGCUGCACUACCGAGGACGUCUGGAUAUGGACGAGAUCGAAGUGGUGGACGUCGCCGACGGGCGGGACCCGGACCUGGGCCUGACCCUGAAAAACGCCCUGCGGCUGCGGAACGCCUCCACCCUGGAGUUCAUGUGCAUGAUGUGCUGCAGGAAGGUGGAGGACAAGCAGAGGUGGCUGGAGGCCUUUGCCAAGGAGAGACAGAGGGUGAAGGAGGACCAGGAGAUGGGAAUAGACAUCAGCGACGAGCAAAGAAAACAGGCCAUCGCUAAUGCCAGAAGACCAAAACAUGGAAAGAUCAAAACCGUAGGCUACGCCGACUCUGUCCCGCCACACCAAAACCUGCCCCCCCUCCAGCAGCGCCACAUCACCAUUCCCACCAGCGUGCCUCAGCAGCAGGUGUUUUCUCUGGCCGAGCCCCCCAGACGAAAGCCUUACCACCUGCUGUACAGCAUCACUCGCAGCGCCUUAUUCAGGAAAUGAGGCUCUCUUGCGCUAAACCGUCCCAAAAACUCAAUGAACAUUUUUUAUUUUUUUUUCUAAUUUGUGUCAACUGUUGUUUUAGUGCCUGUUUUUCCUAAUGUGUUUGUUUUUAUUGCUGAGUGCCUAAAAUUUAAAGAGGCAUCAUAAAAGUGUUAAAACUGUCUGUACUCGUGUUUUUGUUUUGUUUUGUUUUGUUUUUUUGUUAAAAAUGCUGCUUUUUCCAAAACAAAAGAAAAAAAAAACCCAUCCUGUUGUUUUAAUAAUUCCAGCUCACAGAUAUAUACUUUAAAUUAAUGACAACGACGUUUUGUCUGCUUUUAUUUCCAGGAACAAGGUUUUAGUUUGUUGCACAAGGGCUGGGACGUUUUUUUUUUUUAUUUGCCGAGUUUGUCAACUCCGAGCACAGGAGGAUAAAUGAACUCCUCGCAUUCAUAUAACUGUAAUAUUGUAAAUAAAACUGAUGUACAAACACAA
Poecilia reticulata (guppy) is the source of this 4744-nucleotide messenger RNA. It is a transcript of the gene spata13, whose product is annotated as spermatogenesis associated 13. Gene Ontology annotation, molecular function: guanyl-nucleotide exchange factor activity; protein binding. The record is from RefSeq and is a predicted model, not a curated record. NCBI's taxonomy places the organism in Eukaryota, Metazoa, Chordata, Actinopteri, Cyprinodontiformes, Poeciliidae.